Messenger RNA from Juglans microcarpa x Juglans regia, 627 nucleotides. RefSeq names its product classical arabinogalactan protein 26-like. Lineage: Eukaryota; Viridiplantae; Streptophyta; Magnoliopsida; Fagales; Juglandaceae. The record is from RefSeq and is a predicted model, not a curated record. The coding region runs from base 34 to 453 and encodes 139 amino acids. The transcript has a single exon.
AUUCUCAAGAGAGUGAUUUUGUGCAUCAUUAGAAUGGCCUCCUUUUCGUUUCACUUAUUGCCGAUAAUCAUGGGAUUCAUGGCCUCCCCUUUGCUUUCUUUAUCUUCUCAUCUUGAUUCUAAAGCCUCCACUAUCUCUGCUAUGCCGCCGUUUCUGAAAAACCCUCUUCCACCCCUAUCUCCUUUCCAAGAAUUGUCCCCAGACAUUACUCCACCUUUGCCUUCUCCCGGUGGUGUAGUGCCUGCUUCAUCUGAGUCGUCUGUCCCCACCAUUCCAUCGACCCUGAGCCCUCCGAAUCCCGACGAGUUGGCUGCAUCUGGACCUGAUUCUGCGUUUUUGCCGUUGCUGGCUUCCUCCGUAGCUUCUACCACCUUGGUUUCGUACUUAAAUGUGGCUGUUUAUGCAGGUUUAGCUGCAUAUUGGUCUAUGCUGCUGCUUAGGAUAAUGCAUUGAUAGACGAGUACCCCAUUAUCAUUGUGUUUUCUUCACUCUACUUCCUUUCUUCCGUCGAUGCUAAUUUUUCGUUAUUUGCAUGAUAUAAUGCAGCGCAUGUAGAUAUUCUCUCCGAAAGGAUGUAUGUAUAUGAUAUUGGCUGAAUUAGUCCAUCGUUGCUAGUUUAGAUUGUUA